AUGCCGAUGAAACGGGGUCAUGUUUCGGCUCCUCAAAAUACAUUUAUCGAUACAAUUAUUCGUAAAUUUGACUCACAAAACCGAUGUUUUCUUAUAUCUAAUGCUCAAUUGGUUAAUAAACCAAUAAUUUAUUGUAAUGAUGCAUUUUGCGAAUUAACUGGUUAUUCACGUUCAGAUAUAUUACAAAAAUCUUGUGCAUGUGAAUUUUUAUAUGGUAAUGAAACAAAUGAAAAAUCUAUUAAACAAAUUCGACAUGCAUUACAAGGGAGUGAUGAAAAAGAAGUCGAUAUUAUUUUAUAUAAGAAUACUGGCAUUAAAUUUCGAUGUUCGGUUCUUAUUGCACCGGUGAAAAAUGAAUCAUGCGAUAUAAUUCUAUUUAUACUUGAAUUUACUGAAAGCACUGAUCGUGAUCGUCCACGACGAAUACCUAAAAUUCACGAAUAUUCAAUUAGCCCAACGAAUGGUGUACGUAAACGUUCAUGGUUACAAAUGUUUAGUUCUUUAGGGAAAAAUAAGCCGUCUCUAACACAUGAUUUAACACCAGGAGAUGGAAGUGAUUUUGAAGGUUCUGUAUCAUCGCCUGAUACAAGCGGUUACACAGCUUUGAAUCACAAAAAUACGACAACAAUUCAUUUGGAUGAAACAAUUCCAGCAACAACAAAAACUUUUCCUGCUGAUUAUAAAAUAAGCCAACAAUCAUCAAUAAGUUCAAAUAAUUUAUUAAAACCUGAUAGUAAUCCUUGGAAUACAAAUAAUAGUGAUGUUGAAUUAAUGAGAGCUAAAUCUCAAAGUAUCAGUAAUAUAGCUGAAACUGUUAUUAAACAAGAAACAAAAGAUUCAAAAGUAAAACGUUCAUGUUUACCAAAUAUUCCACGUCAAAUAGCCCAAAUCUUAUCAUUAGGUGAAGAUACCGUACCUGAUUUUCGUUUACCUGAUAGUCGUCGUAUACCGCGUACAAUUAUUCUUCACUAUUCUCCAUUUAAAGCAGCAUGGGACUGGUUAAUAUUAUUACUUGUUAUUUAUACAGCUAUUGUUACACCAUAUACAGCUGCUUUUCUCAUGCACGAAGAUGGACCAAAUAAACAACGUUCACGUCCAUCACGUGCAUUGAGUGUCAUUGAACUUAUUGUUGAUGUUAUGUUUAUAAUUGAUUUAUUGGUAAAUUUACGUACAACAUACGUUAAACAUAAUGAAGAAUUAGUAACACGUGCAAGUAAAAUUGCUAAACAUUAUUUAAAAGGAUGGUUUCUAAUUGAUGUAACAGCAGCUAUACCAUUUGAUAUUUUAUUUUCAUUAAUACAAACAAAAGGUGGUGGUGAAUCAACAGUAUUAAUGGGUUUAUUAAAAACUGCACGUUUAUUAAGAUUAGUACGCAUAGCAAGAAAAUUAGAUCGUUAUUCUGAAUAUGGAAUUGGAGUUUUAAUUUUAUUAACUGCUACAUUUGCCCUUAUUGCACAUUGGCUUGCUUGUAUAUGGUAUGCUAUUGGUCGUCUUGAACGAAAUACUCAUGGAUUACGUAUAACAUGGCUUGAUGAAUUAGCACGUACAUCAGGUCAACCCUAUGAUUGUACACCAAUAAUAUCUACAAAUGAAACAGUAUCAACAACGAUAAAUUCAAAAGCUUGUUUUGGUGGACCUAAUCUUCGUUCAAGAUAUAUUACAGCACUUUAUUUUACAUUUUCAUCUCUUACAUCAGUCGGAUUUGGCAAUGUCAGUCCUAAUACAAAUCUGGAAAAGAUAUUUUCCAUAUUUGUUAUGUUAAUCGGAUCUUUAAUGUAUGCCAGUAUUUUUGGUAACGUUAGUGCUAUUAUUCAAAGAUUAUAUUCAGGUACAGCACGUUAUCAAAUACAAAUGUUAAGAGUAAAAGAAUUUAUUCGUUUUCAUCAAAUACCAAAUCCACUUCGACAACGACUUGAAGAUUAUUUUAAUCAUGCGUGGAAUUAUACAAAUGGUAUUGACAUGAAUAUGGUGCUGAAAGGUUUUCCGGAAUGUUUACAAGCUGAUAUAUGUUUACAUUUGAAUAGUGUACUACUUAAAAAUUGUCCUGCAUUUAAAGAUGCUAGUGAAGGUUGCUUGCGUACAUUUUCAAUGAAGCUAAAAACAACUCAUGCACCACCUGGUGAUAUAAUAACACAUCGUGGUGACAUUUUAACAUCAUUGUAUUUUAUUUCACGUGGUUCAAUUGAAAUCUUAAAAGACGACAAUGUCGUUGCUAUUCUUAGUAAAGAUGAUAUUCUUGGAGAAAAUCCUGUAUUAUAUAAUGAACCAGGAAAAUCUGCCUAUAAUGUUCGUGCAUUAACAUAUUGUGAUUUACAUAAAAUAUUACGCGAUGACUUACUUGAAGUUAUCGAUAUGUAUCCUGAGUUCGCACAAAGUUUUUGUCACAAUUUAAAAAUUACUCUGACAUUACGUGAUGAAGAUCUCGUUUCAAAAUCAAAUGAAUGUCGAUCAAAAUAUUUACCAAAUCCAAACAAUUAUCGAGGAAGUGCAUGUUUUACGAAAACAGACGAUGAUAAUAUAUCGAUAAUGGCUCCACAUCAAUCUUAUUUUGACGAAUAUCCUAGUGGGACAGGUAAAAUAAAUCUUAUUACUAUAAAUAAGAUAGACAAACAAACAAACAAACAUGAAACUAUGACAUGA
This is a messenger RNA of Rotaria sp. Silwood1, 2640 nucleotides long. Lineage: Eukaryota; Metazoa; Rotifera; Eurotatoria; Philodinida; Philodinidae. The record is from the annotation of a GenBank genome assembly.